CGUGUGUCCGCCACACUUCCUCAUAUCCAAAUCUCAACAAUUCAUCAUUUUCGUCAUUGCCUUCCUCUUCAAGACACAAAUAUACACUCAUCAUCAUCUUCUCUUUGAUGGCAGAUCACAAGCCGAGCCAAAUCACUCCAGCUCCUCCUUCCACUGAAUUCUCAAUAACCUCUUCAAAAACCUUCACUUUCGAUAUAGAAUCUCACCCAGAAAACCCUUAUCAUGAUGAUGAUCACCACCAACAUGAAAUCCAGAUCGUUGACUACACCCAAAGGGCUCAAUGGCUUCGAGCCGCCGUCCUCGGAGCCAACGACGGUUUGCUCUCCACGGCUUCACUCAUGAUGGGUGUCGGAGCCGUUAGAAAGGACGUCAAGACGAUGAUCCUCACCGGGGUCGCCGGCUUGGUCGCUGGAGCUUGUAGCAUGGCGAUAGGAGAAUUUGUGUCCGUGUACUCGCAGUAUGACAUCGAGGUAGCUCAGUUGAAGAGAGAAGGCAAAGAGGUAAAGAAAGCCGAGCUGCCGAACCCGUUUUAUGCGGCCAUAGCCUCUGCGGUGGCCUUUGCUAUCGGUGCGGUGGUGCCGCUGCUCGGGGCGGCGUUCGUGAAAGAUUACAAGGUGAGGUUAGGGGUGGUGGUGGCCGUCGUGAGCCUAGCUUUGUUGGUGUUCGGAGUUGUGAGUGCAAUUUUGGGGAAAGCACCCAUGGUAAAGUCGACUUUAAGGGUUUUGUUUGGAGGUUGGAUGGCCAUGGGAAUCACUUUUGGCUUAACAAAGUCUGUGGAUUCCAUUGGGCUUUGAUCCAUAGUAUAAAAAUGCAAAUCAACUUGCCCACUUAAACUUAUAAACUAUUAAACAAGUAUCUUAUAACCAGUUCAAUAAAAUGCUUUGUUUAUAGGCAGUUAAAUCACGGGUUUUACUAUCAAUCCUUGAAUUAAUACUUUCAGCUCAACGACCAGUUGAUUUUCAGCACCUUAGCUUUGAUAAUCAUAUGUAUCUUAGUUAUAUUUCAAUUUAAAAACCUUUUAUCUUUUGCUGUUAAAAAAAGUAGCUAGAUGAUCCAUAUGUACCUCUUUAUAUUUUGAUGUAAUAAUUUUAGGCUGAAGGUUUCACUAUAGUGAUCAGAUAAAAAAAUUGUAUCUUAAUUUUCGUU
Molecule: messenger RNA, 1146 nt
Organism: Prosopis cineraria
Lineage: Eukaryota; Viridiplantae; Streptophyta; Magnoliopsida; Fabales; Fabaceae
Product: vacuolar iron transporter homolog 4-like
Exons: 1
Coding region: 108-794 (228 amino acids)
Biological process (GO): intracellular manganese ion homeostasis
Cellular component (GO): membrane
Molecular function (GO): iron ion transmembrane transporter activity; manganese ion transmembrane transporter activity
Source: RefSeq, a predicted model, not a curated record